Sinocyclocheilus anshuiensis is the source of this 1408-nucleotide messenger RNA. RefSeq lists its product as uncharacterized. Bases 98 to 1408 code for a protein of 436 amino acids. The record is from RefSeq and is a predicted model, not a curated record. The transcript is spliced from 3 exons. NCBI's taxonomy places the organism in Eukaryota, Metazoa, Chordata, Actinopteri, Cypriniformes, Cyprinidae.
CGUUUUUUCAGUUGAGACGCUUUGGUUGCUAUGAUACGGAAUAUCCGCUAAACUGUUACUUGUAUCUGAUUUGGUAGAUAAUUUGUUUCUGACUAAAAUGUUGACACAAUGUAGAGUACUUGCUCUGGUCCUUGCUUUGGAUGGAGGGGUGGUUGAACCACGUAGAAAGAAAGGACGGACCCGCCGGUCUGUGUGGGUUCAUGAGAUUUUGGGCGCGCGAAAACAGCUCGGUGAGUAUCAUCGUUUGGUCCAAGAACUGAAGUUGGACGGAAGCCGGUUCAAGGAGUACUUUCGGAUGAGCAGGGCACAAUUUGAAGUGUUGCUUCAGAAAAUCGGACCUUCUAUUACAAGGCGAGACACAAAUUACCGGGAAGCCAUCAGCUCGGAAGAACGUCUCUCCAUUUGUCUGAGGUAUCUAUCAACAGGAGACUCAUUCCGAUCAAUAGCUUUCAGCUACAGGGUGGGUUACUGCACAGUGGCAAGAAUUGUAAAAGAUGUGUGUGAGGCAAUAUGGUCUGGCAUGGUCCAGGAAUACAUGCCUUUCCCUGAACAACACCACUGGAAGAAGAUCGCUGAAGACUUCCAUAGGCUAUGGAACUUCCCCAACUGCCUGGGAGCAAUUGAUGGGAAGCAUGUUGCAAUACAGGCCCCAUCAUCAACAGGGUCCAUGUAUUACAAUUACAAAGGGAGCUUCUCCAUCGUCCUCCUAGCAGUAGUUGAUGCCAGGUACCUUUUCCGGAUGGUGGAUGUGGGGGCAUAUGGGAAAAGCAGUGAUGGUGGGUCCCUCUGUGCCUCUGACUUUGGUAAGGCCCUCCACCAGGGGACCCUUGACCUGCCAGAGGAUGCACCUUUACCAGGAGCAGAAGACCUCCAACCUGUGCCACAUGUAUUUGUGGGUGAUGAGGCUUUUCCUCUGAAGAAGAACCUUCUCCGACCCUAUCCAGGAAAACACCUUGACAGGGAGAAGCGUGUGUUCAAUUACCGUCUUUCCCGUGCAAGGAGGAUGGUGGAGUGCACAUUUGGGAUCCUUGCUGCUCAAUGGAGACUCUACCACAGAGUGCUUGGUGUUUCACCAAAAGUUGCUGAUGCAGUGGUGAAGGCCACUUGCAUCCUUCACAAUUUCCUUCGCUUUGAGGAUGCUGGUGAAGAGGAAGGAAGUUGUGUCCCCCUGCCAUUAGAGCAGCAGCUUGCUAUGCAGCCCAUCCAGCGAGUAGGCAGCAACAACGCCUCUAGGGAAGCACUAGAAAUUAGACAGAGGUACACCACCUACUUCUCUUCUCCUGCAGGUGAAGUUGCAAAGACAACCUUUAGCAUGAAUAUCAGGACCACUACCAUCAGUAACAUCAACAUCAGGACCACCACCAGUAGUAUCAAGAAAGGCUCUUUUAAGAGCCACCCAAAACCUUAA